GGCCCCGCACCCGCGUUCCCAGCUUUGUUUCUCUCGCGAACUGCUUGGCGCCAGGGUUCCGCCUGGCCCGGCCCGGCCCGGUCCCGCUCCCCGCCGACAGGUGCGCGCCCCGCAGCCCCCAGCCCCGGCCCUGCCCAGCCGGGCGGCCCGGGAUUGUGGAAACCCUGGGAAACUGGUUCAGGUCCAGGUUUUGCUUUGAUCCUUAAGAAGAGAAGAAGCUGGAGCGGCGGACGCGGGCCCGCGGCGCGGCGCGCAAGGGAGUAUGUGGAAGCGGCCCCUGCGCUGCCCCGCGCGCCCCGCGCGCCCCUGAGAGCCCGCGCCCCGCGCCCCGAGCCCCGAUGCUCCUCCUCGGCCUCCUCCUGCUGACAGCCGCGCUGCCCGGCCGAGCUCCCGGCGCCCGGGCGGAGCCCAGCCUCGGCCUCGGCCUGGGCGGCAAGUUCCAGCUCUCCGGCGCCAAGGAGCAGAACGGAGUACAGAAUCCCCAGCAUGAACGAGUGAUCACUGUGGCCUCUAACGGGACGAUCCACAGCCCCAGGUUUCCCCACGCCUACCCGCGGAACACGGUCUUGGUGUGGAGAUUAGUAGCAGUGCAGGAGAAUGUGUGGAUACAGCUUACAUUUGAUGAGCGGUUUGGGCUGGAGGACCCAGAAGAUGACAUAUGCAAGUAUGAUUUCGUAGAGGUAGAGGAGCCCAGUGAUGGAAGUGUCCUGGGGCGCUGGUGUGGCUCUGCUGCUGCCCCAGGAAAACAGAUUUCUAAAGGAAAUCAGAUCCGGAUAAAAUUUGUGUCUGAUGAGUAUUUCCCUUCGGAGCCCGGGUUCUGCAUCCACUACAGCAUUGUCAUGCCUGUCACAGAGGCUGUGAGUCCGUCGGUGUUGCCCCCUUCAGCCUUGCCGCUGGACCUGCUAAAUAAUGCUGUCACGGCCUUCAGCACUCUGGAAGACCUCAUUCGGUACCUGGAGCCGGAGAGGUGGCAGCUGGACCUGGAAGACCUAUACAGGCCUUCCUGGCAACUCCUUGGCAAGGCUUUUGUUUUUGGAAGAAAAUCCAAAGCAGUGGUGGAUCUGAACCUUCUCAAGGAGGAGGUGAAGCUGUACAGCUGCACACCGCGGAACUUCUCGGUGUCCAUCAGGGAAGAGCUGAAGAGAACCGACACCAUUUUCUGGCCAGGCUGUCUCCUGGUCAAACGCUGUGGGGGGAACUGCGCCUGCUGUCUCCACGGCUGCAGCGAAUGUCAGUGCGUCCCAAGCAAAGUCACAAAGAAGUACCACGAGGUCCUGCAGCUGAGACCAAAGACUGGGGUCCGCGGGCUGCACAAGUCCCUCACCGACGUUGCCUUGGAGCACCACGAGGAGUGCGGCUGCAUCUGCCGAGGGAACGCGGGGGGCUGACGGCGCCGGGCCAGCGCGCCCCCGCAGCCAGGCGCGGUGCAUCCUGCUCCGGAACUCAGGCCUUAGCACACCCACAGCCCAGUCCAGGUCUGCAGGCCGCGCCGUGCGUCCUGAAGGGAGACGCCCCUGGAGCUGGUGCCUUGGAGCAGAGCGCGGCCUGGAGGCCUGAGAGGGCGCCUGCGUGGAGAGGGACUGAGGGUGGAGGUCACGAGCGAGGCCCGAGUCCGGGUGUCCGGCCCUGCUAGCCGUGCUCUAUAUUGCAGCUGCUUUGAUGGGGCUUAAGUUAAUGUCAGUAAAAGAAAGACCAUGCAAGAGAACACCGUGUUCUGUUGCUCUGCUUAGCUCUAAAGCUCCGUGUUUUGGGCCUGAAGUCAUGGGAAAUCUGGAAAUUUUUUUGCCUUAUUUUUACAGAUAUAAAUCUGAAUAUUCUAUGAACUUGGUUUUUCGAGAGGAACUACAUUGCUGAGUUAUCCUGGUGUCGCGCUGAUGGGAAAGAACCGGUUGUUCCAUAUUUCUUAUUAAAAUGUCUGCCAUUUAGAAGAGAACUAUGUUCUUGGUUUGAAGAGACAAACCAGAAAAGAAGAGUGGCCUUAUCUUCACUUACCUCUAAGUUGGUUUAUUUGUUUUAUUGUGUACAUUUUCAUACUCUCUUUUUGACAUUAUAACUGUUGGCUUUUCUAAUCUUGUUAAAUAUAUCUAUUUUUACCAAAGGUAUUUAAUAUUCUUUUUAUGACAACCUAGAUCAACUAUUUUUAGUGUGGCAAAUUUUUUCUAAGCAGAAUUGUUAUAGCCAGAGAACAAAGAUGAUAUAAAAUAUUGUUGCUCUGACAAAAAUACAUGUAUUUCCUUCUUGUAUGGUGCUAGAGAGUAGUUGAAUCUAUGUUUUAAAAUAUGGAAGUGGGAAAUCGAUAGAAAUGGUAAGUCACAAACACUUUUUGGGACAUAAUUAUCCUAAUUCAAAUGCAAGCAAAAAGCCACCUAUGAAGAGUAGAUAUUCAGCUCCGAUCAUUGCCAGCCAAACCAUUUUGGAGGAAAUGAGCCUAGCUCCGAAGACAUUUCACCUGGGUAAAACAGAGUCCGCUUUCCAGCACAGUAUGCUGCGUUGUGAGGUAGGAAUACAUCCUAUUUAUUUUGAUGUUAUGGUUUAGUACCCUUAAACUCUGUUCCAUACACUUGUAUAAAUACAUGGAUUUUUUUUUAAUGUACAGAAGUAUAUCCUUUAACCAGUUCAUUUAUUAUACUCUUUGGCAGUUGGAAAGAAAAAUCAGUGAAAUACUUUGCUUGUAAAAUGCUUAAUAUUGUGCCUAGGUUUUGUGGUGACUAUUUGAAUUAAAAAUGUACUGAACCCUCAAAUAAAAGAGAUGGCUAUUUUGGGGAGAAACUAAGUGUGAG
Molecule: messenger RNA, 2780 nt
Organism: Octodon degus (degu)
Lineage: Eukaryota; Metazoa; Chordata; Mammalia; Rodentia; Octodontidae
Gene: Pdgfc
Product: platelet derived growth factor C
Exons: 6
Coding region: 339-1388 (349 amino acids)
Biological process (GO): positive regulation of MAP kinase activity; positive regulation of cell population proliferation; platelet-derived growth factor receptor signaling pathway
Cellular component (GO): membrane
Molecular function (GO): growth factor activity; platelet-derived growth factor receptor binding
Source: RefSeq, a predicted model, not a curated record